GGCGGCACUGCAGUGUUGCAGCGGCCAAGGUGAGGAGUGCCGCGGCUAGGUGGCUGCUGCUCCUGCUGCUACUAGUGUAUCACGCCCACACACUGUACGCCCGCGACAUGCCAUACCCUACAGGCCCACCACCAACAACCACUCCUACCAGCCUCCUGCAAGCACACACACACUGCUUGUAUUGAUUGCUGAGUGGAGGUGACAAGAAGUGUGAGAGUGGUGGUUGAGGGAGGCAAGCAGUGGUAUCUGUGCCAGCAGCAGCAGCAGCAGCAGCAGCGGCAGCAGCAGCAGCAGCAGCAGCAGCAGCAGCCAGCAGCAGCAGCAGCAGCAGCAGCAGCAUAGUGUGGCCGCGCCACCACUACCAUCAGUCCCCCACUGCCCACUACUCCAGGGGGAUGCUUGCUGCACCGCUCCCGCUCAACCCACUACUUGUGCUCGUGUGCCGCUCACAUACACUCCCACACAUUCCCUCACUAACUAACUCAAUCUUAACCCAUCUAGCUCAAAGUGUUCUACAAAUGUGUCACUCAUUUCUAGUGUUUUAGUGAGCGAAAACUUGUCUUGUGUCAUUGCUUGGAUGUACCACCGGGAUAAUGUUAUCGAAAGCGAGUGGCAGUGUGAUCAUUUGAUCCUACAACUUUGAAGUGAACUCUUAAGAGACAUUUGUGUGUUUAGUAAAUAGUUACAUCAAGUAUUAAGUUUGUUUCCCAGAGUUUGGUGAAGGGACGGCCGCCCCAAGCAAGAGUGCUUGAUGCUUUCAUCUGCUUGCGAUUCAUUACCCAUUGGCAUUACAGAAGAUAUUGGCAAGUAACUAAAGUGAUUUUUAUACUUUGUUUGUAUGAAACUUAGCUUCAAACAAGUUCACCUACCCAAGGUCUUGAGUGAGCAGUGCUAGAAGACCAAGGGGGAGAAGACGGAGAAAUGGUCCGGAACGGAGAUGAGAGAAAUAAGAUGGAUGUGAGGCGGUAUGAGCUGCGGUGGACACACCACCAGUCCACUGUUGUGGCAGAGGUGGGCUCUCUGUACCGGGACGCUGCUCUGGUCGACGUCACCCUGGCAUGUGAGGACCAGAGGACCUACCAGGCACACAAGCUGGUCCUCUCAGCAUGCUCACAGUACUUCCAGGGUCUGUUCUCCCGGCAUCCAGCACAUCAGCACCCAAUCAUCUUCCUGAAAGAUGUGAGUGGGGAUGAGUGCGAAGCCUUGCUCACCUAUAUGUACAGAGGAGAGGUGUCUGUCAGUCAUGACCAGAUACACCGCAUCCUCCGUGUGGCCAACUCUCUUCAGGUUCGGGGGCUGGCAGACAUGGAGCCAUCAUCAUCCCGACCAUCCUCCCCUGCUGGGGAUCGGGGAGGUCAUUGUCCCUCAUCCUCCCCUUCCCCCAGCACUGGCCCUCCCACCAAAUGUGCCACCCCCAUCAGUGAGCCCCAUUCCCCAAACCCUCCACCGUUGGUCAACCCCUCAGUGUCAACGUUAGGCUCCAGUCAUCCUGUACUGUCCCAUCCCACUGGAGCGUCUGACCCUCAUCCACCAAGACAUCCAUCAGUGGCAGCAGCAGCCGCUGCAGCUGCAGCAGCAGCUGCUGCUGCAGCUGCAGUUAGACCCCCACCAGGGCCCCAACACCCCCACAUGCCCCCAGAAUAUCAUCAUUACCCUUUGUUACCCCACCGCCCAUACGAUCUCCCAGCAUCAGGGUCUUCUCUCUUGGCUGUCAAUGAGUCGGACGCGAGCAGAGAUGAAAUUACAAAAUGCCAAACCAGUGGUUUGCCGAGAUCACCAUACUCAACACAGCUGCGUGUAAAACAGGACCUGGGUGGAAACAGCUGGGAGGGUCCAGUGGAGGUUGGUGGUGUAUCGCCGCUCUCACUGAGUGAUCCUCCACGACAUCCCUACCUUCCUCCGGCCAUCUUUAGCAGUUUCCUGCAACAUGAUCAUACAGCAACUAGUUCUCAACCAUAUGGGGCCCUGCAGAGGAUGUUCCCAAUAAGUGACCCUCUGCGUCGGCUGGACCGGCUGAGUACACCUGGUAGUGAGACACGUAUCCACAAAUGUCAGUAUUGUUCUCGAAAGUUUAAGAGGAAGGACCAUCUUAAAACUCAUGUCAGGAUUCAUACUGGAGAAAGGCCAUACAAAUGCAAAGUCUGUGGCCGGGGGUUUAUCCAAAGCCAACAGGUAAAAAUCCACAUGAAAGUCCAUGUGCGGGAAGAUGCCUCAGGUGUAGGUGCUCCAUCUGCUUUGGGGCCUGGUGGAGGUGGCAGUGGCCUGCCUUCUCUCUAUCCAGAUCUUGGGGGGCACUAUAGUGACCCUCAGGGGCUAGGAGGCCCCCAUAAUGAUCCCCACACAGACUUGGAUCAGUCCACAGAGAACAAUCCGCCUGAUAAUGACUCUGAUAAUGAGUGCAGCUCAGAAAUUGCCGAUAUGGAAUAUGAAGCGCGGCUACAACAGGAGAGCGGCAGUGGGGGUCCAGGUCGCACUCCCCCAACAUCCAACCCCUCGUCUGUGGGUAUACGUGAGCACAAGACCCCGUCCCCACAGUCCCCCACUGGGGCUGUAUCAAGGAGCCACACCAGCCCCCCAGACGACCAGAGCUGCAGUGCCAUGUCUCUGAAGGAAUCAUAUCAUAUAGGUAGCAAUAUAAAAAAAUGAUGGCUAAUGUGCUGUGAUGAUAGAGGCUUUAAUUAAGUAACUGUUGGUUAUACUAAUUGUUUUGUUGCCAAUAUGCAUUUCCAAACCAUCAGAAAAUUUCCGGCUUCAAUGUUAAUUCCUUCAAAAGCAUAUCGAUGGCAGGAAUGAUACAAUAGCAACGGCUCAACUGGACAGACAGCUUACCAUUUCAACCCCACGUUCAAUAUGAAUUUACUGCAAUAAUACAAUAGAUGGAGUGUUUGCCUAACAGACUUCAUAUAUCCCCUAGCCAUUGUUGUCAAUGAUCAAGUGAGAAGUACCAGUGUGUGAUAAAACAUGCACGACGGUCUGUGAUCUGUUUGUAGGAGGAUUUUUUUUCUACUUAAACUAGGUACUCAACCUGGACUCGUGCGUGCAAUAUUUAAUUACACUGGAACUCUGGGAAGUAUGGAGACUUUAGAGGGUAAACUCAACCCAUCGGGUUGUUUACACCACUUGGUUUCUUUUUAUAUACUGUAUAUUUUUUCUUUUUUUUUCUGAUGAAUUGCUCCCAAUUUCGUAUAAGCCAUAACUUAUGUGUUGGACAUGCUCAUACAGUCAGCAAGUGCUUCUCACAGAUAGUUUUAUAUUGAGAAGACCAAACUCCCCUAGAUUAGAAGUAUACUGAAAGAUUAUUUUAUUAAUCCAGAUGUCUUCAAACUAGAAAUAAGUUUUAGUUUCUGUUAGUCCGUAGUAAAGAUUUAUGUUAUGCUUUCACGUCAUGUGUUGUGGUGUUCACUGGCAUUUAUGGUUCAUAAUUUUUGGCACUGUCAAAUGUAUUAAGCUUUAAAUAAUGUUGUAUAGACUUUUAUUUAUAUGAACACAAAAUAUGAGUCUUAUGAUAGUAAAAAUAAAUCUUAUUACAAAUGACUUUGUCACAUAUCAAAGUUGAAACAGCUCCUGGCCAUGCUUUCUUCCUCACAGCUUUGCAGUGGAUAAAUAUCCAGUUUUAAUAGGUAAUAUUUUAGCAGUUAUUUCAUUGCCCUUCCACACACACAUACAAAUAAUUACCUGUUAUUUUACAAAGGGAGUUUGGUUUAUCAGUGAGAUCUCAUAGUAGGGAGUAGAAAGACUUGAACCCAGUGCCACCUUUUGUUGGUUCUUAAAAGUGAUGAUAUAGUAAUAGUUAAUUUUAAUAAUUAUUUGCCAAGUUAGGAGGAUAAAAACUUCACCAAAGAAGGUGUAUUUUAAUGUUUGAACUUUCUUAAAGUAAGGUAGGUUCAUCUGUUGUUUUUCAUUCCCUUCUCCGCUACAAAGCAAAGUGAGGGGUGAGGCUUAGAUUUUUUUUAACCUCUAAACUGAGUGAUGCUUGAUGAAGGGGGGCUUGUUGCUUGUCUUUUUGAUACAAGGGACAGGGUGGAUAUAACUUAUCUUACAUAUUAUGUGGUUUGCCUUUUGUAUAUGGGAUAUAGUGUCUGUUACUACCACUGAGUAAAGCUGAAUAUAAUCUUGAAAAGUUUCAGACCAAAUUACAUAUCAGUGUGUAUGGAUACAAGUUACAUAUCAUGUUUCAUAUCCAAAUUAACAUUGUAAACAUAUCAUACAGUCCUGUAUCAUUUUUUAUGGUUAUCAGUAGUUGCCGUAUAAUUGUUAAAUGAUGCAUUUGAUAUGUACAGAUGAAACUUUAAGCUGGCCUUUUAAUAGUGAUCCAUUUAAUUAGAUUAAGAAUUUUUCUUUUAUUAUAGGAAAAUAGUUCAAAUUUUUUGUCACAAACAGUGUUUAUAUCUUUUGCAAUACAAGGUAGGACUGUCUUACAGAUUAUCAAAAAAAAACAAACCUGUUUUAGUUUAUUCUAAUGAAGAUAGUCCCACAUGAGUACCUAAAAUUUGUGCUGUGUUAACAUAUAUGUAUAUAUACAGUAUAUUGCUUUCAUUUCUACUUGCAACAAUGACCACAUCCGCAGCUGGGAACUUUGAACUGUGCAUUGCAAGGUAAUUUACUCUUCAUGCCAUGAAAGUGAUAUCUUUGUAAUGCAAUGCCCUUUGUUCAGUGUGUGUGUAUGUCAUUAUAUAAAAUAAUGGCAUUAUAGGAAGUGGUACAUGGAUCCAGAGUGUGUAGAGCCUCACCCCUUGAGCUGUGCCUGCCAACCAUCCCAAGUUACUGGAUGCUAUUUCUUACAUUGCGUACCUUUUUUGGUCACAUUCCUGCCCAAGGCUGUGCAUCUUUGAUAUGCUGAUUAUCACUGCCUCUCUUUUUCUGUAAAAUGUGUUUACUCAUUCUCAUUCACACACUUUCUUUCUCUGCAAGUGUCUCCAAUAUAUUUUUUAGCUUCUUGCAUUUUUGUUUCUCAAUUCCCAAGUCUUAUUUUUGUUUUCUCAGAUUUUCUUGUUACUUUUUUCCUCUCAUUCCUAGCCUGUCUCUUCUUUCCUUUGUUUUUCUGCUUCCAUUUACUGCCUUUCUCUGUACAUACUUUCCAUUAUUGUGUCUGCUUUUCAUCUGAUAUUUUUUCUCAUUUCCAUCAUUCCUCACUCUGUUUAUUUCGGCCCCACCUUUUUUAUCACCCAUCUCAUGCAUUGUGAAUUGGCUUGGUUUGAUGUUAGUUAAUCCAGUGAUUAUAGUAGCAUUGUUGGCAGGCAGACUCUUGUUAAUGUUGAUAUUGGUCCGGGCUGUGAUUUAGUGUAUGCAAGCGCAGGAGAUGGUUAGUUAGGUCAAAUGAUGUGACAAAGUUUGUCUGGUGGGCAGAAUGCUCGGAGGAGACAGAACUGCUUCACUCACCAUGUAUACGAUUGGAACCCCCCUGGCAGGGACCACAGGCUUCCUCACAGGGCUUCAGUAAAAAUGACGGUGUUGCUAGGUGAAUAUGUAAUACAUUUAAUAGGCAUGCUCAUGAAAAUUACUCUCAGUCAUAUACGUAUAUAGUACAAUAUUGCAGUAAGAUUUUGUAAUUGUUGUUAACACUAAAAUGCAGUAUUCUGAAUUGUACUGAAAAGCUAAAGUCACUUAAAGCCUGUUAUAUAAGCUUUAAACAUAUCAGUCCUCACCAGUGUCAUUAUUAUUUAAGUUAAAUGGAAGUCCUGUGCAAAUUCAAGGCUGACGGCACAAGCUGUGUAAAGUUUCACCUUUCUAACAUUUGUGGUUUUACAUAAUGUUGAUAUUUGCAUUGCUUAUAGUGUGAGCACAUGUUUGUGUUGGGGUACUGCCCUGUGCAGGUGUGAGGGCCGCCUGUGUUGUGGGUGCAGCGGCCAGCCAGACUCUGCCCCGGGGGUCCCAAUAUCCGCCUUCUGGCUACAGGGUCAGGGGUAGUUUUACCUGUAUAAAUAUCAAGACAUUGUUAGCUUAUAUGCUGUUAAUGUUGACCUUGAUGUAAGACCUAUGUUAUUUGUACCAUUAUCUGUGUAAAUUAUUGUUAUGACAAGUAGGUGGCUGUACUAAGAUGUGAUAUGCCACUGGCAUAAGGGCAAACUUUGCUCACAACUGUAGCUUCCAGCUGCACAAUAAGUAUGACUUAGACUGCAAGAUUAGAUAAUGCACAAAGCAGUGUUAAGACUGAAAGUUUGUUAGCCAAAGGUUAGGCAUGCAUGCCUAUUUUUAGAGAGCUUUUAACUUUUGUUACAGGCUUUUAUAAUCACCAGAGUUAGUUAAUGAGACGUAUGAAAUAAAUUGUUCUUUUCGGGGCCAAGCCCAUUCAUAUGAAUAGAAUGCAGAAUUAAUGCUAUGAUCUAUGAUGUAUAGUUUGGCACUGCUUUGACAGUGUCUGAUUUUAUUGAUCCAUCUCUGCUCACAUUUUCAAAUUAUUCAUAACUGAUGCCUCAUGGUUCCUGAACUUAAUGCGAUUUUGUACAGGAAAUGAACAACGAAGGAUAAGCUUAUCGUGUAGCUGGCAGCUGUGCUCUUAGCUGUGGCGCUGAGACAGCUACAAUGUGUUCAGUUCUGCUUUCAACGAGUUGGUAUCCUAACCAGGCAGCACUGCCGGUUAUUUCACGGCUGCCCACAUAAGACUUGGCCCUGGUUGAUGCAGUGCCCACACACUGCAUCCUUUUAUGAAUAGAGCAAUUUUUCCUAAUAGAACAUUUUAUACAUAGAUUUUCAUGCACCAGCACAUUCUCUAUACCUUGAGCUUCCUUUUAGGUUAAGGUAGCUUUAGUCAUACUACUUUUUGGAAGGACUAUUAUUUUUUUCAAAAGCAGUCAUCAACCAAAAGAAAAUCGGAUAGAGUUUAAUCUAAAAUAUUAUUAGAAUUUGAUAAUUGCGUGGAAAAAUUUUUACUAAUUGAAUAUAUGAUGGAAAAAAUAGGCUUAAAUGAUGUUAUGAAUAUAAAUAAGUAAUUUACAGUGCUUUGUAGUCAGAAAGAAAAUUUUUUAACCAGGGCAAUCAUGCGUGGGCAGCCAGGGCUCAUUUUAAUAGUGUUUCCUCAACAUAUCAGAUAUGAUCCCUCCUUUUAAACUGCCAUCAUUUGUAGUUGUUACUCUAUGAUCUGUUUUCCUUGUAGAUGAUAGACAGGUAGGAUGACACACGGGCGGGCCGCUUGUCACCACAUUGCCAGGCAGAGCUGGUGGUUUGGGAAAUCAGGAACUUAUACUUCUCCUAUCCUGUAUUUGUGUGGGAUGCCAAUUUAAAGAAAAAAAAAAAAAAAACUGUGAAAGUGAUGCAGAUGCACUUAACAUAUGUGAUGGACACAUCACAAAUUUUAGAAUAUUUCAUUGGAAUCAGAACAAAGUCAAAGGGCCUAUUCAUCAAGAUCAUCAUCUAGAAAUCCCAAGUUGCCAGCGGUACUAACUUGCCGGGUAAUGUGGCGGUGGUAUGCCAAGUCCCAGGCCAGAGGCAGCAUUUUGCUGCUGUACCCGCUGGUAGCUAUGUUUGUGGCAGUGCAACUAACUGGAGGUGAUGGAUAAGGCCUGUGAUUAUUGCUGAACAAUUCACUUAUUAGUAUUUGUUCUAGUCAUUUUCAAAUUGGAUUGAUGUUUAUAUAAUAGAUUUCAUUCCAAAAGAAAUUUGUUAUUGGGGAUAUUUUGUACUGUAUGUGGUGUUACCAUGUAAAUUGACAAAUCUUCCUCUUGAACAUGUACUUGUGGCAAGGGGUCCCCUGAUAGCAUUGGCAUACUGAAAGAGUGAUUCUCACCUGGUACAUCACCACUGCAACCCACACUCAUCUCUAAUGUAAUGGAUAAAGUGGGCCACCUAUAUUAUAUACCUGCAGUGAAAGACAUGUGGUGAUAUGAUUUGUGAUGGUUAAUGGGCUGCAUUUUCUGAUUGCUGUGGUUAAUAUUAAAGACAUUCAUUAGCCACAGCUAAUGUAUUGAAGUGAGGUUAAUCAUGGUAAGUGAUACAUUCAUAGGAUUGAGUGUUUUGUAGCAAAAAUAUGUACAUAAUUUUGAAUAGAAAUGUUAAUAUUGUUUAUAAAUUGGUAUUAUUUGUUUUUAUUUUGUUAAGUGUUGAAGUCAAUAAUUGAAGACAAUAUAUAUUUGUACUAAGAGUUUAAUGCUUUUAAAAAUUGCCUGUUAUGUUUUUUGCUUAUAAAUUUCAAGCUCAAGCUUAAUUUAACAAUUAAGAAAUAACCUUCAAAAGGUUUUUUGUUAUAGAAAUUUAUUAGUCUUAUACUACUAGGCAGGUGAAAGUGGUACGACUAUAAACAAAUAUUUUUGUUGAAUAAGAAAUCAUUAUAUGGAAUCUUAUUCUUCAUGAGAGUUGAAUAUUAUAUUAAUAUACUGAAAGGUGUAUUUCAUGUUUUUAUAAAUUAAACAGAAAACAUAUAAUGUUCUUGGAAAGAGUUUGGUCUAUUUCUGGUAAUAUUAAAUAAAAUUUGAAAUUGGUGAAAGAGAGCAUGCAUGAGAUUUAACUGCUUAAUGCUGUAAUGCUAAUUAUUCAAAUGUAAUUUGAAAUUGGCAUAUCUGCAAGUAGUUUGGAUGCCUUGUUGAAAUACUAGUUAAACUAGUUGUUGGUAAACUUUUUUUUUUAAGGAAUAAUAUUUGAGGCAAUAUUGUACAGGGUAGAAUGCAGGGGACCCCAGUGUGCUUGAUUUGCCUGUGAUAGGAUGUGAAAGGUGAAGGGCAUCCCCUCUGUAGUAGUGCGAGCCAGCAGUGGGUAAUAAGACGACGGUCUCUAAACGUGCUACCUUCUGCUGGCACCACCUGCAGAUGAAAUCAAAACUUACAAGUUUAAAGGGAUGCUCUUGGAGAGUGUUCAUGGCCCUGCUGGUAGUCUGAUAACCAGUGGCAAAUGGAGAAUUAAUUUUAUUCACUUGUGAUGUGUUUUUAUGAAGAUCUAGUUUUUAGUCAGUUGAGUGAUUAAAAGUAACGGACCUUUUGAAUGUCCCUUUUUCACCAAAGGCCCUUCUUUAUUCCUGCAGUGUUUGUACCUGGAAAGUAUCAAGUAUUGUGCAUGUGUGUUCCUUUUGUUACCUGUUUGGAGGCCAGUGAGACUGGCUUUGGUACCUGCAUGAUAUAAGAGUGUUGGGGGGGCAUGCCCUUCACAAAGUAUACAGAUCGCAAGACAUUUGCUAUUGAUACUGCAUUGUGACAGGCGAUGAUGGUGACCAUGAUACAGAAAUGAUAGGCACAUAUCAUCUUAUGUACAGUAGAUCUUUUUAAAUUGUUAUUCUUAAUCUUUCAUUACCAGGGACUCAAACAAAUACGUACAGAGACUCUGGUCUAUAUUCUGUGGUAAUUUGACCCCAGCCAACUAAUCUGUCCGUACGAGGUUGUCUUGGCAGCAUUUGUGGACAUUUUGUCCCUCAACUGAUUGGUGCUUUUUUUCCAGAUAUGUAUAUUAUUAUUGAUUAGUAUACUAUAUAUUAGAGCACAUGUGAUUCCAUAUGAUUAAGGUUUAAUUUGCUUUAAAAGCAUUGUGAUAAGUGUGUUAUAAUGGAACUCGUGUGAUAUAACCAAAUUAUAAAAUUAGAUGUGGUACAAGUCUUGUCAUAAAUAAAAUUUAAGUCACACCAUUACAAUUGAGGGUCAUGUCCACAGAAAUAAUUCUGAUUUUACGGUCCUGCUGAAUGAGAACCUCGUGCGUCCUGACAAGGUCUCGCUCGUGCCCUAACUGUAUCUUGUGCCAAAGAGACCCGGGGCCCAUGGCUCAACAGCUGCCGAUAGCUGUCAGUGAUGCACUCGCCCGGAGGGCACCUCGUUACCCUCACUCCCAAAGUAUACUUAACUAUGGAGAAAUAGAACCGUCCUUUUGGCAAUAACUACCCCACUGAAGGAUGUGCUCCCAAGGUGGCUGGCCCGGGCAGGGGAGGAGGGAGGGGUGUGGUGAUGCCCUCAGCCAUAAGAGGGACCCGACUUUUCAAUAGUUGGUGACAGUGGCACAUCGGAGGAUGACUCCUGGUACAGAUGCUAGAACCAAAUAUGGCCUUUAAGUUUUGUGUAGAAAAUUAUUUAAAAAUUCAGCACUAUAUAAGGUGAGCAUUUCUGUUAUGGUCCAAUUCCCUUUGUGCUGCUGUGUCCCUCAUUUGGCCGCUGGAGGAGGUGAAGCGCCAGGCCCAGGCGAGACCACUGUCACUCAACAUUUCCUCUCUCGUAACAGUCUCUCAUUUUUAGUACGAGAUCAGUGCAAUAAUUACGACUAGACUACAAUACUUCUGAUUUACCAUAAUUUUGAAUUAUUGGGCCUGGGGGUGGAUGCCACCAGUUACAUGUUAUAGGCCUUUGCUUGCAACAGUUUACCCAUAGUUGUUUUAUUUCACUUUUAUAUUUGUAGUGUACCUGCUAGACAGCACAUUUCUUGUACAGAGUUCCAUGCAUCCCCCAUCCAGGCCCUUAGCCAUAAAGUUCAAUACCGCUUCCGUUGACUUCCACAGUACAGUAGCUCAGUGGCCCAAUUAACCCCCCUGCCACCCCCUGCCCCACCCAUUACUGCCACAGGCAGUGAGCAGUCCUCACCUCAUCCCUGCUGCUAAGUGGAAGAAAGAGGAAGUAGUUCAUUUUAUCUGCACCAUAUUCUUCCACUAUGCAGCAGGAAACCACUGAAGUACCAGUCCCAUUUGCAGGUGUGGUGUAGCAGGUGGUGGCAGGUGGCUGCUGGCUCCAUGCUGGGGUCGGGCUGCUACCAAUCCACAUGCCCAUACACACCUGCAGUUGCUGUUAUUGUUCUGGUUCCCAAGGCUUGGUUCACAUCCUUACUCUGUUGGUUAGGUUCAGCCUAUCAUAUCACGUUUGUAGUCCAUUUAUCUCAAUAAACAACGAAAAUGA
Cherax quadricarinatus is the source of this 10793-nucleotide messenger RNA. Lineage: Eukaryota; Metazoa; Arthropoda; Malacostraca; Decapoda; Parastacidae. The record is from RefSeq and is a predicted model, not a curated record.